GUGAGUUGUGGGGACAAAUUAUUAAUAAUGAACCUAAUUUCUUUCACUUCUAAUUCCCACCACUCCACUUUUUUUUUUCUUCUCUUUUCCUGUCUCCUUUCUUUUUCUUUCUUGUUCUUGUAGAGUUACUUCUAUUAUUUAGGAUUCCUUACAAAAGUCUCUGAUCAUAAAACUUCUUCAAUGGAUCUCUGUUCUUCUAAAUAAUGUUAUGUCUUCUUCAUUAAUAAUUUCCAUACAAAAAAAAUCUAUUUUUAGAAUUUAUAUUUAUUCUGUUUAAUUUUUAAAAAAGUUUGUACCAAAAAUGGCACCAACAAGUAAACGAAGAAGAUCAGAAAAAACCCAAAAAAAUACAACAAAUAAUACAAUAAUUACAAGAAGGAUUAUUACAAGGAGUAUUCAUAAGAAGGAGCAAUUAUUGUUACUUAGCCAAACAACACCUAAGAAAAGUGGUAAAUCCAUGGAAGAUGAUUCCGCCAUUAAUAAGAGCUUGGAUGAUGUUUGUUCAACACCAAAAUCUGAGAAAUAUAAGAUUCCAGAGAUUCAAACAUGCCCACCAGCACCCAAGAAGCCAAAACAUGAUAAUUGUUUGAAUCAAAAAAGAAGGGCCAUCACCUUUUUUGCUCAUCCUGAUUUAGAUAAAUUCCUCAUGUUUGCCAUGACUGAUAGUAUCAAGGCCGAGGAAAAGAGAGAAACUGAAGAGAAUCGAUCUUAGAUUUCUCAAGAAAAGUAGUGGUAUGUAAACUGAGAGAGACCUGAUUUUCAGAAUCAUGGGUUUGUCUAGUGGUCGAUAAUUUUUCCUUUCGAUCUUGUCGGGCUAGGCGGAGGAAAGGGGGAGCUGAUUAGGAGAAAAGCAACGAGAAUCAAUCUUAAAUUUCUCAAGAUUAACAGAAUCAUGGGUUUGCCUACUGAUCAACAACUUUUCCUUACAAUCUUAUUUCUGACCAUUUACAGAAAAGAUUAAUUUCUUCGCCUCAGUUGUCUAUAAAGACUCUGUAGCCUACACUCAAAUCAAAAUUAUUAGUUCAUAGAACUACUUCUUAGGUUGAAUCAAUAGAAGUAGAUUAAUAACUAUUUUUUUUUUUUUUUUUUUAAUUGGGGGUUUAAGUCCCUAAUAAGUGUGAAUGAGGUUUUAGCAACAAAAACCCUUUUAGGUGAAAGGGGUUUUUUUUAUAAUUAUUUUGGGAAUUUGAACAUUUUAUAGAUUAUGUUAAAUAUUAACUCUCAAAGAGGUCACAAUAUGUUACUAACCAAACCAUUUAAAUCAAGCAAGGGCUUGUUUGGUUAGAUUAUUUUGGUUUUAGUUGUAGUUUUUUUUUUAAUAGAAGUGUUGAGUUUGUAGAAGAGAACAAGAAUCUUACUUUGUAAAAUUAUGGUGUGAAAUUGUAAAUUGUUGUUUUCUUAAUUACUUUAUAUUAUGUGGUCAAAUCAAAGAAAGCAAAAUGCUUUUUUGAA
Amaranthus tricolor (Joseph's coat) is the source of this 1452-nucleotide messenger RNA. Its product is annotated as cyclin-dependent protein kinase inhibitor SMR2-like. The transcript is spliced from 3 exons. Gene Ontology annotation, biological process: regulation of DNA endoreduplication. Lineage: Eukaryota; Viridiplantae; Streptophyta; Magnoliopsida; Caryophyllales; Amaranthaceae. The record is from RefSeq and is a predicted model, not a curated record. Bases 302 to 712 code for a protein of 136 amino acids.